AUGGGGGUCCUAGCAGUGCUGCUGGGGGUGGUGGGCUUUUUGGAGGUUGCUCCAGGGGGCUCCCUUACCCAUCCCUGGGACAGCACAUCCUGCCACUUGGUCAAGCCCAUCCCUGGCAGCUCUCUUGGCUCCCUAAGCUUCCUGGGCAAGGAUGCCCAGGGCCUGGCUCUGUUCCACGCCCGCUGGGAUGCUCGCGGGCGGCUGCAGGUUUGCACCCGGCAGGAUGCGCCUGAACUCACCGCGGCCUUCAGUGCCUUCUGCGUUCAUCAGUCCAGCCAGGGCGCCUUCACCCACACCCCAGGACCGAAGUUACAGAGGGCACUGACGAGUCUACGGAGCCACUGGGAAGCCUGCAGGGAGGCUGAGCACAGGCCUGCAGGGGCUCGGGAGAAGCCGGCAGCCGGGCAGGGCGGAGCGGCUGGCAGAGGGCACUUGCGGAAGAAGAGAGGCUGGACCAUGCCUGGCACCCUGUGGUGCGGAGUUGGGAACUCUGCUGAGAAUUCCUCGGAGCUGGGGAUCUUCCGGGGCCCUGACCUCUGCUGCCAGGAACAUGACCGCUGCCCGCAGAACAUCUCGCCCUUACAAUACAACUAUGGCAUCCGGAACUUCCGAUUCCACACCAUCUCCCACUGCGACUGUGACGCCAGGUUCCAGCAGUGCCUGAGAGGCCAGCGGGACUCCAUUUCGGACAUCGUGGGUGUGGCAUUCUUCAACGUGCUGGAGAUACCCUGCUUCGUGUUGAAAGAGCAGGAGUCCUGCGUGGCAUGGUACUGGUGGGGCGGGUGCAAGACAUACGGCUCAGUGCCCCUUGCGCACCUCCAGCCCAGGACCUACUACAAUGCCUCCUGGAACUCAGUAGCCACCACCGUUCCUCCCAGCCCCCAGAGCCCAGCUUUCAGCAAGCACCCUCAGAAAAGGCGCCCACAGCAGACAAGGUCCAGGCACCCCAGCCUAGCCAAUGCCACAGCCUUCCCAGCCCCUGGGGCCACCCUCAGGCCAGAUGUGGUCUUCAGAAUCCAGACAAGGGUCCCUCACCCACGCCUCCUGAGUGGUCCAACACCUCAAGGUGCCCGCCGAGCCUGCCGUAGCUUCCGCCACCUGGACCGGUGUGGACACCAGAUCAAGCCCCAAGAAACCAAGUUCCACCUGCUCAACAGUGCCCACGAGCCCCUCUUUCACUGUAACUGUACCCGCCGCCUGGCACGCUUCCUGAAGCUCCGCAGCCCACCUGCUGGCGCCAACAAGCUCUGGGAGUUACUGGGCACCACCUGUUUCAAGCUGGUCCCUCCGCUGGACUGUGCUGAGGGUAAAGGCUGUUCCAGAGACCUCAGGGCCAUCAGAGUGUCCGCUCGGCACUUGCGGCUUCAGUGGAGACAGCCCCACCGCUGGGAUAAAGACGCAGACGAGGGACAAGCGCGGCCUGCGGAGCCCCCGCGGCCUCCUGGGUCAUUCUUCAGUCAGUGCCUGCAGCUAACCCAGGCAACCUGGACACCCAGUGGGCAGCAGACAUCCUGGAGCUCAUGACCUCAGGGGGCAGCUCUCCUGGGCACCAGCUUGGACUUCCUGCUUGGCUCUGCUAGGCCCUGGGGAGACCUGGCCUCUUCAUGAACCAGCAUGGUGGUGGCUCUGAUUGCGGAACGUCCAGGAGGGUGAUGGGAGGGACCUCAAGUCUCCCGCUACACUGAGAGACACUGCCUUCCCGUUCCUGGACGUGGUGUCCAGGAAGCUGACUUUGAUGCCUUGGGCUUGGGCCUUGCCAGGGAAGUUCACAUGCAGAUGGAAAUGGGGAGGGGCUGGCUGACAGGUUGCAGCAGCCCUGGGAGGUGCUGAAAGAAGUGACAUGUCUGCCCAUGUUGCAAAAUCAAUGUGUCUCAAGACCUGGCUAGGGAAGUCCUAACACCUGGCUGUGAGGCGCAGGGCUGCAAGUGGGAAAUAAGGGAUGUCGGGCCUGAAAUCCAGGAGGCCUUCUCAACUCCCCUUCUCCCAGGAGGCCCCUUCUUUUAAUAGCUGCUAAUCCCAUCCAAGCCCAGGCCUGGACCAAUCUUUCUGCACUAAAUUUAAAUCUCCU
This is a messenger RNA of Jaculus jaculus (lesser Egyptian jerboa), 2068 nucleotides long. RefSeq names its product phospholipase A2 group III (gene Pla2g3). The transcript has 7 exons. Bases 1 to 1524 code for a protein of 507 amino acids. Gene Ontology annotation, biological process: phospholipid metabolic process; arachidonate secretion. The record is from RefSeq and is a predicted model, not a curated record. NCBI's taxonomy places the organism in Eukaryota, Metazoa, Chordata, Mammalia, Rodentia, Dipodidae. Gene Ontology annotation, molecular function: A2-type glycerophospholipase activity.